Molecule: messenger RNA, 549 nt
Organism: Saccharomycopsis crataegensis
Lineage: Eukaryota; Fungi; Ascomycota; Saccharomycetes; Ascoideales; Saccharomycopsidaceae
Product: L-methionine (R)-S-oxide reductase
Exons: 1
Coding region: 1-549 (182 amino acids)
Cellular component (GO): cytosol
Molecular function (GO): L-methionine (R)-S-oxide reductase activity; protein binding
Source: RefSeq, a predicted model, not a curated record
AUGGGCUCUGACGGUAAACAUCAUGGAGACUACUCCCGGUUCUCUCAGACCGAAAAACACGAAGUUCUCGAACAAAUCGUCGAGUCGUAUCAGGCUCUUGCGGAUGGGCAAACCAACUGGGUGUGCAACCUUGCCAAUGCCGCCUCACUACUCUGGCACGGUUAUCAUUCCCUUGCCCCUCCAUCUCGUGGGAAAUCCGUCAAUUGGGCCGGGUUCUACGUCAUGGACAAAAAUGUCUCCGAACAAUUGAUCUUGGGACCAUUCCAAGGGCUUGUGGCGUGUCAAACAAUUAAGAUUGGCCGUGGGGUAUGUGGAACCGCUGCAGGCGAGAAACUCACCCAAUUGGUGCCAGACGUCGAGAAAUUCCCAGGACAUAUUGCCUGUGAUGGGAUCACAAAGAGUGAGAUUGUCGUGCCAAUUGUCGACGCUGAAGGAGUGGUCCGUGGGGUGAUUGAUCUUGAUAAUACUGAACUUGAAGGAUUCGACGAAGUGGAUCAAAAGUAUUUGGAGCUAUUGGCCAAACUGAUUGCCGAAACUUGUGAGUGGUAG